AUGAAAGAGUUAGCAAAAGAUGUACUAAAGUCAGGAAUCAAACCUGAACUUGGAGACUACAUAAACUGGACUGAAAACUAUGAUAAUGUUAUACAGCAAGCAGCAGAUAGAAAAGAAGAGUUGACCAGAAGGGCAACAUUUGGUAGAGAAGAACCUAAGAAAAGAACUUUUGAAGUAAAUUUCUGUCAAUUAUGUCAAGAAAAAGACCACAUAGCACCCGAGUGUAAAUUGACAAAACCACCAAUUACAACACAAGAAAAACCUAUAACCACUUGCUACAAAUGUAGACAAAGGGGCCACGUCUCAACUAAUUGCCCACAAGACCUCAUAAAUUUAAAGAAAAAAGAAAACCAACAAAGUUGCCAACUAUGUAAUAACAACGAACACAUAGCAAAAAACUGUCCAACAAUUGUAAAAAAAUUAGAAAAUGACAAAACAUGUCAAAUUUGCGAUACUAAAGGUCAUGAUUAG
Messenger RNA from Aphidius gifuensis, 471 nucleotides. RefSeq names its product CCHC-type zinc finger protein CG3800-like. The transcript has a single exon. The record is from RefSeq and is a predicted model, not a curated record. Lineage: Eukaryota; Metazoa; Arthropoda; Insecta; Hymenoptera; Braconidae. Bases 1 to 471 code for a protein of 156 amino acids. Gene Ontology annotation, molecular function: nucleic acid binding; zinc ion binding.